This is a messenger RNA of Xiphias gladius (swordfish), 762 nucleotides long. RefSeq lists its product as uncharacterized. Gene Ontology annotation, biological process: regulation of heme biosynthetic process. The record is from RefSeq and is a predicted model, not a curated record. The transcript is spliced from 5 exons. Bases 129 to 437 code for a protein of 102 amino acids. Gene Ontology annotation, cellular component: mitochondrial membrane. NCBI's taxonomy places the organism in Eukaryota, Metazoa, Chordata, Actinopteri, Istiophoriformes, Xiphiidae.
GCGGCAGCCAUAGAGAGACACAUGCGUAUUACGGUUUGUGGCCAGUAACAAGGAAGCUCGGUGACAGAUUGACCAGGUAUCGUUUCUGAGCGCUUCAGCUGCUCUUUUAUUUGGACUCAAGCUUUGCAAUGGCAGUGGACUGGAUCGGAUUUAGCUAUGCUGCAGCCAUUGCUUUUGGAGGAUUUAUGGGAUACAAGAGAAAAGCGAGCGUGAUGUCCAUGGUGGCUGGUUUAGUUUUUGGUGGAUUAUCUGCUUAUGGGGCCUAUAACAUCUCUAAUGACCCAAAGGACAUUAAGGUCUCAUUAUUUGCGUCAGGAUUCCUCUUAGUAGUGAUGGGAACGAGAUACAAGAAGUCUGGAAAAAUACUGCCUGCUGGCAUUAUGUCAGGGCUAAGUUUGUUGAUGGUGUUUCGACUCUUACUCCUGAUCAUGGUGUGACUGGAGGAACAACACUGACCAGACUGAGGAGACUCGGUCUGUCGCUCAGUGAGAAAGUCUGAUUUUAAAAAGGAAACAUCUUUACCAGUCAGCACAAUAAAACAAGUCUUCUGUUUUGUGAAGGGAGAUACGUCAUGUGACCAGAAACCUUGGCUGCAGUAAACCUUUUUGGUGAUCAUAUAAUAAUUCAAACCUUCAGUUUUUUUACGUAUAUGAACUUGUGUGUGAAUGCAAACCUUAUGAUUUGAGAUUAAUUAUUGAAUGUUGUGUCAUUACCACCGAUGUAUUCCCUCACAGUACCACUAGUAAAACAGAUAUACAUUGA